AUGCCCACCAUUUUUGGCACAGUCGGCCGCUCUUCAUCGCGCUCGCGCGCAUCGCGAUCGGCCGCCUGCCCCUUCCCUCCCACCACCACCUUGCCAUGCUCGCCCACCGCCGCGCCCUCCCCUCUCAUUUCCGUCACCUCAGCAACACUAAACAACCUCUCACACAUGCUCUCCCCACCCCGAGGCGGCGGCAUAUGUCCGACUCGCGACCUCCAAUCCCGCGCGCGCUUCCGCGCGCGAUAUCAAUCCCUGCACCCCUCCCAGGCGUCGUCGCCUCUAACCCCCCCCCCUCACCCGUCUCAUGACAACAUCAGCAACGCCCGCUUGCGUGCCAUGCACAGGGAUCGUGCGGAAUGUGCUCAACCUCCCCCUUCCCCAUCCCCAUCCCCACCCUCACCCCCUCCCCCCGCCUCGGCUAGCGGCCAGAGCCGUGAUUGGCUGCGCUUAUGUGGCUCGCCCACACCCUCCCCCUACCCUACUCGACGCGCACUUGCUCAUGCCCUCUAA
Molecule: messenger RNA, 507 nt
Organism: Schizophyllum commune H4-8
Lineage: Eukaryota; Fungi; Basidiomycota; Agaricomycetes; Agaricales; Schizophyllaceae
Exons: 1
Coding region: 1-507 (168 amino acids)
Source: RefSeq, a predicted model, not a curated record